AUCAACAACAAGGUAUUCAACUGAAACUUUUUUAUCCCAUUUCUGUCCUAAAUGCCGGUGAACAUGGCUGGAUGCCGCACAGACUGCGUUGAGAAGCCUUUCUCCAUUGGAUAUAAGAAUUUCGGCCGGUUCGUUGGAUUGCACCCAUGGUGGUUCUUCCUUGGACCUCUGAUCCUCUCUACUGCGCUUGGAUCUGGAUUUUACUUCCUCGAGGACCGGGAGGCCAAUGACAUUGAGGACCAAUUUACGCCAACAAACGGACCUGCAAAACUUGAGAGGCGUUUUGUGCAAGAGAACUUUCCACUGAACAACUCUGUGUUUUCCAACCAAAGACUGUAUACAGAUGGAAUAUAUGCGUCUUUCAUAGCGGUUUCUAAAGCUCCCCACAUUUUCACAGACGCCGCAAUUCAAGAAAUACUAAGUUUAGACAAGAAAGUCAAAGAAAUUAAUAUUUCCAAUGGUCAUGAACAGCUUACAUUUGAAGCACUAUGUGCCAGGAAAUACAAUAAAUGUAUCCCAAAUAAGAUCCUGGACAUUGUAAAUCAUUAUGGGAGCAAAAUUGAGGAGACUGAACUCACAUUUCCCUUUUUCCGCUUUGGUUUUACACAUAUUUUUCUGGGAUAUUCUGUUGGUGGACUCAGUUUAAGAUCGUCAGUUAUCAAAAGCGCUAAAGCAAUAAGGCUUUUGUAUUUUCUCAAAGAAGGUAACCGGUCCACAACAGACUUGUGGCUAAACGAGUUCCUCAGGGUUUUCCCCUCAAACGUUUCACUGAAAUUCAUAAAGGUUACACACUCUACAUCCCUGUCCAGGCAGGUGGAAUUUGAGGCCAACACAAAGGAUGUUAUUCCUCUAUUUUCCAUUACAUAUGUCAUCGCUAUAGCUUUUUCCAUCCUGUCUUGCUUAAGGUUUGAUUGUGUGAGGAACAAAGUAUGGGUGGCCACCUUUGGGGUGUUCUCUGCAGGUUUGGCUGUCCUGUCCGCCUUUGGGAUGAUGCUGCACAUCGGAGUACCCUUUGUAAUGACAGUGGCAAACUCACCUUUCUUGAUAUUGGGUAUUGGCGUUGAUGACAUGUUCAUUCUCAUAUCCUGCUGGCAGCAGACCAAUGUCCAUGACAGGGUGGAAGACCGUCUUGCAGACACCUAUAAAGAAGCGGCCAUUUCUAUCACCAUCACCACUCUGACAGACGUGUUGGCUUUCUACAUCGGACUCAUGACGCCCUUCCGCUCUGUGCAGUCUUUCUGUCUGUACACCAGCACGUCUAUUCUGUUCUGCUACAUCUACAGCAUCACCUUCUUCGGAGCCUUCCUAGUUCUCAACGGAAGGCGAGAAAACAGCAACAAGCAUUGGCUGACCUGCAAGGAGGUUCCAGGGGAUUGUCCCAUCGGUCGCUCGAAAUGGUACAGCUUGUGCUGUGUGGGAGGAGCCUAUGACCGCCAAACAGGCAGCGAGGAAGUGCAGCCUAUGAAUCACUUCUUUAAGAAGUACUACGGCCCUUUUCUCACCAGGUCUGGGACCAAGGUGUGUGUGAUCCUGCUGUAUGCCGUUUAUCUGAUCAUUAGUGUGUAUGGAUGCUUCCAGAUACAGGAGGGAAUUGAUCUUCGAAAUCUGGCUGCCGAUGAUUCUGGGAGUUCAAGCAAGGUGAGCACCCAGGAGAAAACAGCGGCUGAAAAUCAAGACACUGGAAACUGCCGGCCCCCCCAAAAAAGGGGGAAACCUAUUGAGCAAGACAAGACGAUCUACGAUAAUUGCUCGUUCACGCCAGACAACCACCAGAUCUGUGAAACGCGGAGUUGCCCCUCGAUGUGGACUCUAAAUGUCAACAUACCUCAGACCCAAAGUGGUCAGAUGUGCAUGAUUAGUACAGUUCCCAUGUUCACCGUUGACACCGAGACUUACGAAGUUCAGAUGUACGCUGCUGGUAAUAGCACUGAACUCUCCGUCAACUGGAACCAAAACACUGAAUGUGUUUUGAUGGUGAACAACCAGACAAUACUGCAAGAGAGUAGCAUCCCAAAACUCAUUUGCUCUAAUUCUGAAUCUAAAUGCUUAAAUUCCCUGAGAUGUCCGUGACCCUACCAGUGUUUGACUUUGGUAUGUUCGUUAACAUGAGGUGUCUUGUUAUUCAUUUAGUCGUGUCGUGAAUCAUUAUUAAUCAGUUGGUUUUAGCCGUCUAGAAAUGACACCCCAAUUUAGACUUCACUGAUGAUACGAUAGUGGAUUUUUCUUUUAAAGUCAUAUUUCUGUUGGAAUACAUGUUUUUUAACUUGAGGAAUUAAUUUACUCAAUUUCAGGCAUCAAGGUGAAUUCUUGUUUGCUGCAACACUGCCUGCAGUGUCAAUAUUUGCCAAUAUUUGCUAUAUGCCGAUAUUCUUUAUUAGUUGAGUGUACAAUUUUACCUACACUUAAAUCAUAAUUUAGUUCAUUUCAUCCCUUUUGACACUUUAACAAAGAUCUCUGAACCAAAACAUAGUUUUAAAUUCAAAUAACUAGAAUAGAGCUGCAAACAAGUGACUGAAUAUAUAACAUUUAAUACACCACGUGUGCCCAUUAUCCGUUUUCUUGAUGGAUGUUCUGGUUGUGUACCACAAGGUGGCAGUGUAGCUGCACAGCAUACAAAACAGUACAGACAGUAAAGACAGACAUAAAUAUAGUAUUAACUUUGCAUUUAUGAUUAGUUAAAAUGUUGUAUUUAUUUUCAUGUAGAUCUAAUGUUUCACAGUUGUAUGUACUAAUUUGUUCUGAAAUGCCGUGGCAUUUUAAGUGCUGUGUCUGAACAUUCGUAUCUAAUCAAAUGUGCCACUGACUGUUUAUAGUUUUCUGUGUGUUCAGAAGGUUUUCUGUAAUUGGCUGAACGUGAAACAC
Messenger RNA from Hypomesus transpacificus, 2862 nucleotides. Its product is annotated as patched domain-containing protein 3-like. Lineage: Eukaryota; Metazoa; Chordata; Actinopteri; Osmeriformes; Osmeridae. The transcript is spliced from 5 exons. The record is from RefSeq and is a predicted model, not a curated record. Gene Ontology annotation, cellular component: membrane. The coding region runs from base 52 to 2070 and encodes 672 amino acids.